CACUGCCCCAAAACGACUUGCAUUGAUUUUUACGCUGUGCUUGCUUUAUCGAUCUAGUUUAAUUAAGUUUUAAGUCAGUCCGAAAUGUUUUGUGCGCUUCUACUUGUCUGCUCAGAGUUUCCGUUUAGUGUGUUCUAACAAAGGAUCUUGUAUUCGUUCGUUGAUGUAAAUGCAUUGUAACUGAUUUCAAAAUGGCCAAGAACAGCUUUAAAACUUUAAUCAGUCAGAAACAUAAAACGUUUCCGGCGGACCUCAAUAUGUACGGAAUGAAGUGCAAAUCGCAACUAUUGGAGGAUCAGGAGAACGUGACCCUGAUCAUUAAUCGUCGGAACUCAAUUCGCCAGAAGCCGAAAAGUUGGACAUGGACCCUGCUGCGAUGCAGGUGGCAAAAGAAGCUAGUUUUGUUGCUAAUAUUUAUUUGUGUGUGCGUUCUAAUCGUUUUCGCCAAUACGCAUCUCUUGGUUCGCGGCAAUAUCCUGUCGGCAUUCCUUUCCAGUCGGCUUAAUAAACUUUCGCAUGCGGAGAAACAGGAGGCAGCAAGAUACCCAGAUACCCAGGCCACGACCCCGGUAGUUCCUCCGGUUUUGAGGCCAACACACUACCUGCUGAACUAUUCCUCCUCCCAGCUGGAGCUGGGCUCCCACUUGAAUGGUUUCUCCUCGGACUACAACAUAUUCGUUAUAUACACCAGAGAAAACUAUCAUCUUAACUUGAAGUUCGAUCUGUUCGCCCACAGUUUGUUGAAGCACACCAGUGCCCAGUUGCAUUUGCAUGUGAUUACGGACAGCGAAAGUCAGACUUCUGUGCUGGAGAUACUGCAGCGACAGAUUCGGAGAUUCCGGAGGACGGUGUUGUACACCAUUUACGAUGUUAAGGUCUGCUCCAGCAUAAUACAAGAUAUAGCUGCCAAGUUGUCCCCGUUCUUUAGCUCAACCCCGAACUCGUACUAUAGCGACUCCCUGUUUUUCCUCUCCCUUGGCCUGCACAGAAUAGCCGAUAGAAGCUUAAACAGAGCCAUUCUGCUUGAUUGUGAUAUAGUCUUCCGAUCGGAUGUCCGACUGCUGUUCAACGAGUUUGAUCACUUUCUGCCGCACCAGCUUUACGGAUUGGCGCCGGAACUGACGCCCGUUUAUCGCCAUAUCCUUUAUCGCUACCGUGUACGGUAUCCUAAGACCAGUUUUGGCAAUCCGUACUAUCCGAUGAACAACGAACAGCAACAUAGUCAUAUCCAUCACGGUUAUCCUGGCCUGAAUUCUGGGGUGGUCCUGCUGCUGCUCAACCGCAUAAGGAACUCAAAGGCCUACUUGGAGAAGCUGACCCAUUCGGAGGUGAACACUCUGGUCGCCAAAUACUCCUUCAAGGGUCAUCUCGGUGAUCAGGACUUUUUCACACUCCUGGGAUACGAAUAUCCCAACUUGAUCUACAGACUGGACUGCAUUUGGAACAGGCAGCUGUGCACCUGGUGGAAGGAUCACGGCUAUAGCGACAUUUUCGAUGCAUAUUUCCGGUGCGAGGGCAAUAUUAAAAUGUACCAUGGCAACUGUAAUACGCGUAUUCCAGAAUAAAUAAAAUUGUUAUAGUAAUAUUAAAAA
Messenger RNA from Drosophila rhopaloa, 1592 nucleotides. RefSeq names its product xyloside xylosyltransferase 1. The transcript has a single exon. The record is from RefSeq and is a predicted model, not a curated record. NCBI's taxonomy places the organism in Eukaryota, Metazoa, Arthropoda, Insecta, Diptera, Drosophilidae. The coding region runs from base 192 to 1565 and encodes 457 amino acids. Gene Ontology annotation, molecular function: UDP-xylosyltransferase activity.